AUGACUAUUGGAAAUAAUCAAAUUGGAUUAGAGGAUUUAUCUAAAAUAGAAAAAUUUAGUCAAGAAGAUGAUCAAUUGAAAGCAAAAACCUUGAUUGAUUCAGAUGGGUUCAAUCCAUCGAGUUUAGAAUAUUACUCUUCAACAUCGGAUUCUUCUGCAAAAUCAUCUCCGCAACUUACAACCUUUAUUAAUGAUACAGAUGAAAAAAUAACACCUUUUGGUGAGCCUUUGCCAAUACCAGUUCUCGAGGAACCGAUCAAUCAUGAUGUAGAAAAGAAGAAAGUAGUACAAAAGAGGCUUCUUGGUAUAAUAAUUGUAAUUUCAAUUACAGUUUUAUAUUCUGCCAUCAGCGAGUUAAAUCAAUAUAUUCUUUCAGGAAGUUAUAAUAAACCAUAUUUCCUUGUUUAUUAUAAUACAUUUUUCUUACUUAUUGCUUUUCCUAUUGAGUUUGGUUUAUUAAAGAGACAACAAAUUAAAGAUAGAAAAGCUAAGAUGUUAUCAAAUCAAUAUAAUAAUCUUAAUUCCGAUUAUAAUGAUAACGCUGAGCCAAGUGUAAUGGAUCUAUAUAAACAAGAGUUUAUUAAAUCGAAAUUCUCAUUUAAGAGAAUGAUGGUUGUAUCCUUUGUAAUGAGUCUUCUAUAUGUUGGUUUAAAUUGGAUUUGGUCAUUGGGAUUACCAUUAACUGAAGUUAGUACAUCAAGUGCACUCUAUCAAUCGGCAACUGUUUGGGUAUUCAUUUUUUCAAUUGUAAUUUUAAAAGAAAGACCUACUCUUUUGAAAUGUAUAUCAACUGGUUUAUUUAUUGCUGGUGUCAUUGGAAUUACUUUGGCAGAUAAGAGUUCAUCGGAUUCCGCAUAUCCUAAAGCAGUAUUGGGUGACAUUCUAAUGAUUGUAUCAGCUUUUCUCUGGGCAAUGUACGAGGUUUUUACCACCAAGUUUGUUGGUGAUGUUCCAAGAACUCUGGUAAAUACAUACAUUGGUUUCAUUGCAGUGUGGAGUACUCUUUUCGGUAUUCCAAUGUUAAUCAUACUCAGUGUCACUGGAUUUGAAUCAUGGGUAACACCGGAUCUCAAAACAUUUGGUUUCAUAACAUUGAGUGCUUUGGUAGCAUGUAUGUUGAAUUACCUCAUUAAUUGGGGUCUCUCUGUAACCUCACCUUUGUUUGUCAGAUCCGGAGAAUUGAUGACCAUCCCAACAACUUUGGUAUUCGACAUCAUUGUUAAACAUGUUCACUUCCCAUUGGUAGCAAUCCCAGGUUUCUUGUGUAUUGUUGCUGGAUUCGUCUUGAUGCUUUAUAUCGAAAACAAGCAUAUGAAAUCCUUGGAAACAAAAGACAUCAAAGAAGAGAAUGCCAGUACAUCCAUUUCCGAAAACACCACCAAUCAACCAUAA
Molecule: messenger RNA, 1392 nt
Organism: Heterostelium album PN500
Lineage: Eukaryota; Evosea; Eumycetozoa; Acytosteliales; Acytosteliaceae
Product: DMT family transporter
Exons: 4
Coding region: 1-1392 (463 amino acids)
Cellular component (GO): membrane
Source: RefSeq, a predicted model, not a curated record